AUGGACCAACUCCAAGCCCUCGUCGUCGAACCGCUCAAGCCGGUUCUGAAACCCAUCAGUGAUGCGUUGCCUGAGCCGGUGCACGAUACGAUCAUUUCCCUCAUCGGCGCGACCUGCCACAGCGCCCUUCUGCUCGACUUGGAUGUGAGCAAGGAUCCGCAAUGCACCUCGCUCGCCAUCUCCAAGGCCCUUGGCCUCGCCAUCGUAGGAACUAGCGCUAUCGUGAAGGUCCCUCAAAUCCUCAAGCUUGUGAACUCGCGCUCCUCAGCUGGCGUGUCCUUCAUAUCAUAUGCCAUGGAGACAGCCAGCCUGCUGAUCACACUGUCCUACAACGUUCGCCAGCGAUUCCCCUUCAGCACUUAUGGCGAAAGUGCUUUCAUCGCGGUGCAGGAUGUUGUCAUUGGGGUUCUCGUUCUAUCUUUCGCUGGCAAACCUGCUGGUGCUGCGGCCUUUGUCGCCGUGGUCGCUGCUAGCAUCUACGCGCUUCUGUUCGACCAGAAUCUGGUCGAUGGCAAUACUAUCUCUCUCCUGCAGGCGGGUGCAGGUGCCCUGGGAGUUGCAAGCAAACUUCCUCAGAUUAUUGCUAUCUACAACGAGGGCAGUACCGGCCAGCUGAGUGCAUUUGCGGUCUUUAACUAUCUCCUUGGCACUCUAUCUCGCAUAUUCACCACGCUGCAAGAAGUGGAUGACAAGCUCAUCUUGUACAGCAUUCUUGCCGCCUUCGUCCUCAACGCCGUCCUUGCAAUCCAGAUGGUAUACUACUGGAACAGCCCAGCAAAGAAGACAGCUGCUCCAUCACAAAAGAGUAAAAAGGCAGCGGAAAAGGCCCCUGUGGCUGCUAAAAGCUCUGGCGUGUCGCCGAAACCAGCGGGGAAGACACCUUCCACUCGCCGACGAGGCUGA
Talaromyces atroroseus is the source of this 903-nucleotide messenger RNA. RefSeq lists its product as hypothetical. NCBI's taxonomy places the organism in Eukaryota, Fungi, Ascomycota, Eurotiomycetes, Eurotiales, Trichocomaceae. Bases 1 to 903 code for a protein of 300 amino acids. The transcript has 2 exons. The record is from RefSeq and is a predicted model, not a curated record.